Messenger RNA from Cinara cedri, 6135 nucleotides. NCBI's taxonomy places the organism in Eukaryota, Metazoa, Arthropoda, Insecta, Hemiptera, Aphididae. The record is from the annotation of a GenBank genome assembly.
UAGUACUUUAUUUAUCUAUGUAUUUUCCCGCUAAAUUCGUAUAUCAUGCUUGGUAUAUAUUCGACUAUUCAGCCAUAUCCUUAUGGAUUCAGCAUUCAGCUAACAUUCCUAUUAAAUCGCUUUUCGAAUUGCACCAGAAAUGGACCAAAAAGCGAAAUUACGAAAGCUCAUAGUCAGCACUUUUGCACUAGAAGGUUUUACAAUACAAGAGUAAGUAAUCCACUAAUCGAUAUUAUAUUUAUUUUAAAAUUUUCAAUAUUUUAAGUUUCACUGUGUUAAGGUUUUUGUAAUACACUAUUGCGUAAUAUUCUUUUAGUUUUUAAUUCAAUUGUUGUUGUCAUUUUAAAGGAAGGCAUGUGCACAUCUGAUUCAACAGUUAGAACCAUUAGAGUGUAAAGAGGAUCGUGAUCAAUGGCUUGAAAAAAUUAUUGAUUAUGUCCGCGUUUCAAAUACCAAUGAUGGAAAUAUAGUUACAUAUGACUUACUUAAUAAAAGUCUUAAAGUAAGUUUUCUGAAUGAGUUGCUUUUUAUUUAUUUUCUUUCUAAAAACUAAAAAUAACAUUCAAAUAAGUACCUACCUACCAUCUUUAGGUUAGGUUAGAUUGACUUAUGUCCUAGUAUACUGAAGAAGUUCUUGAUAGGAACCUUGGUUUAAUGUUGAUUUAAUUGUAUAUUUAAUGUUAAAACAAAUUUUGUACCUACCUAUUAAAAAUAAAAGUAAAUUUUCAAUUUUUUAUUAAAAUCAACACUUAAAUAUGAAAAAGCAAGUAAAGUAGAUAAAGUUGAGAGUUUAAUGAGAUUUCUUAACAUUUAAUCUUGCCACACAUAUAUUAUAAAGCUAUUAUUUCCUAAUAGUUUUGUUGUGAUUUACAAAUCUUGAAUGAUGAAGACAUAUUACGCGUGACUCCUGCUAAUAAAUUACCUUGCUAUAAAUACUGUUCAUCAACAAAAAAAUUUCUUAGAAUAACUUCUGAUUCCAAAUCACUUUCUAUGUUUGGUGAUGCAUCCACAAAAAUUGCUCAAUAUGUGAAUAGGUAAGUAAUAUAAACUAACAGGUCUUAUAAUCAUUUGUUUUUAUUUUCUUGAAAUAAUAUUUAUAGAAUUUGCCUCUGUUUGCAUAGGUACACUGUCAUAAGGCAGCGUAUGACUAGAAUAAAGACUGUAACUGAUGGUACUCUCGGUCAACCAUUAACAAUUAGUGAUAAAAUACGAGAUGUGGAUUAUCUUUUAAGUUCAGGAGCAGCUGGGAAAUUUGAUCACAAUUCCAAAAAAAGUUCAGUUUUACUUCUCGGAAUAUUAGUACAGUUGAAAGAAGGAGGUCGUUAUUAUUUAGAAGACCCCACUGGAGCUAUACCCAUUGAUCUUUCUAAAACAAUAUCCUUUGAAAACAUAUGUUGCUAUUCAAAUACAAUGAACAAUAUUUCUAUACAAGUUUAAUUAAAAACAAUUUUAUCACGUAUAAAUAACUUUAAUGAAUAUUUUGAAAUUUUAUAAUUUUAGUAAAUCUGAUUUGCUUUCUUAACUCAACUCUUUUGUAAGAUUUCAAAAAAGGCUAUUUUUCUGAAAAUUGUUGCGUAUUAGCUGAAGGUUGCUAUUGUAGCGAUCAAAGGGUGUUUGCUGUCACUGAUAUGGCUUUACCUCCGUGCGAACGUGCAGAAAUUAGCAAGUAAAAAGAGAUUUUAUAUUCAUAUUUUUCGUCCUAGGGAAGAAGUGCAUAAAUCAAAGUUGUUUAGUUUUUAAUAUAAGUAAAUUAAAAUUUUAAAAUUCAUGCAAUUAUUUAUAGAUUUUUAUAUUAUCUAAACUAUUGUUAUAUAUUGAUGAUUUUUUUUUUUUUUUAUAGAAUUUAUUUUGGAGAAGCAACUACUUUUUGUGAUGAUGACCAUAGUUUGAAAUUAUAUAAUCCUAAAUUAUUGGAAUAUGAAAAAACCAAAAAACGAAUGAUAAUAUUUAUCUGUGAUGUUUUUUUAGACGACCCUAAGGUUUGUAUGACAUAUUUCAUAAUUUUCAUUACUAGAGCUUGGAAGUUAUAGAAGUCGCCUAUUAUACUCUAUGCUCUUUUUUUGUAGAAGAUCAAGCUAGAAAUCCUGUUAUACACUAUGAAGGGUUUAAAAAUUGAAUAUUUACUAUGUGUUUUGUAUAUUUCCUCAAUUUUAGAAAAAAAUGCAUAUUUUGUCAAUUUUCAUACGUAUAUUAUGCAUAGUUAAUAUUUUUUAUUUUUUCAUCUAUGUAUUUUAAAUAAUAUUGUUUAUAAAAUUUAAUAUUUAACAUAUUUAUUUAGGUAUUUAUUGCCACCGUGCAUAGGUGCAUGUUGUGAAUUUAAUUAAUUUUGUUUUAUUUUAUUGUAUUUUUAUUUUUAUUUUUAAACAGUACACUGAUACAAUGUCCUAUUACUAAUUAUAAUAAUAGUACUAAAGUUUAUUAUUUGAAUGCAUAUUUUCGGUUUUUGUGUGUAUAUUUUGUCAGAUUUACUUUUUAUAAUUUCUAAGUCCUAUUCAUUACUAUCAAUAUUAACUACAAAAAACCUAUUAAAAAUUUAAAAAUACCUUGUAAAAUAUGAAAAAUAGAGUGAAUUACAUUUAAUGUAAUCACUGGUUUAUAGAAUCAACCCUUUAUUGGAAUCAAAAAUGAAAAUCCCAAACCAAAUUUUAUGUUAUUUAUGCUAAAUUAACCUUUUAUUAGAAUCACCAAGUACUGGAUAAUUUAAUCACUUUUUUUUUAAACAUUCUUAUCGUUUUUAUUAUAACUAUAAUAUAAUAUAAUAAUAUAUAUAAUUUUUAAUUGUAUAUUGAAUAUGGAUUUUAAUUUCAGGUUAAUAUGAAAAUUUGUAGAUUCUCAAGUAGAAUCGAAAAUAGAUACCUAGCUUCUUUAUUUUAUUUUAAAUUUAUGUAUAGAUAUAGAAUUAUAGAAUUAUUAAAAAAAAAAAAAAAAAUGUUUUAUGGGAUCAACCGGUUAAUAGAAUUAAAAUGGCCUGAACCAAUGUGAUCACAUUUAGUGGAACUCACUGUAGAAUAAUAUAAUUAAAGAUUAGACAUUUUUUUUGUAUAAUUUGUUGAAUAUCUUUAUAUUGAAAUAAUUAUGGGAGUAUAAUAUAUAAAAUAUUUUAUUACUGAUUAUAUUCUAGAAUUUGAUUAAUUAUAAAGUUUCAUUAGGUACAUUAAAAAAACAAAAGGUUAGGUAUUGGUUAACUAAUGCUGUUGAUGGAUGUGUCACUAAUGUAGGUGGGAAGUUGGGAAAGUAGGAUACAUUAAAUUAGGUAUUUAAUUUAUAUUUGUAAGCUACAAUAAAUGAACUACGAACCUGGGUGAUACAUGUUUUGAAAUAACAUAAUAUUUAUUAUUUUUAUCAUAAUUUGAUCAAAAUAAUUAUAAAAAAAACUAUAUUAUACUCAAUAUUUUUUUUUUUUACUACUAAGUACAACUUAUAAUGAACCUUGUCUUAAAUUUUUAAGCAUUUCUGGUGGGUCAAACAAUUUUGUUGGAAAUUAUUUACAGAGAAAAAAAAAAGUAAAAUAUACAUACAAAAAAAGAUCACAUAGUUAAAUCAAUAGGGAUCAGAAUCUUAAAACCUUAGAAAUUAAUUCUAUAUAUUUUUUCCUCUAUAACUAUAUAGUUUUUUUGAUAAUUAGGAUUAUCAAAAAUUAUAAUUUAUUCUAAUUAUAAAACAUUGUUUAAUUUUUAUAAUAGAAUAGUCUUAAUUUAAUCGGUACUAAUAAUAUAAAUAUUUUUAUCUGUCUUGAAUUAUGGACCAAAAUAUUUUAUUGAUAUUAUAAACAUCAAACAUAAUAAUAUUAUGUACAAAUGUAUCAAAAAAACUGAUAAGUACUUUUUAAACAGGUUUUAAAUAAAUUCCACACCUUCUUAAAUGCGUUUAAUGAAGUCAUUCCAGUGGCUAUAGUAAUGAUGGGUGACUUCUUGUCUUGUCAUGUUCCUUCACAUGUAUAUGCUCAGGAAUUGAAAUUUCAUUUGACUCAAUUAGGACAUUAUUUGCACGAUAACACACCCGAACUUAAAAAUACCACAUUUGUGUUGUUACCAGGACCUGGUGAUCGUUAUUGUGGUACUGCAAGUGCCAGCAUCUUGCCAAGGUAUUUCAUUAUUUUCAGUAUAAAUAUUUUGGAAUUAGAUUAUGUUUUAAUAAUUGAUUUUGAAUAUUUGUUUUUUUGGUUUAUGAUUCCAAAUGUGCUUCAAUUAUAUUUCUAUUAUUUAGACCACCUAUACCUGAUAGUUUAACUGAAGAAUUUCGUCGCCUGGUACCUAGAUGUGUGUUUACCACUAAUCCAUGUCGCAUACAAUAUUGUACACAACAACUACAUGUAAUUCGAAUUGAUGGUCUAAUGAAAAAGACAGCUAACUAUGAUGUAAGGCAAGGAUCAGUAGAUCGAAAAAAAAGUACAGUGGCCGGUAUUGAUAAAUCUGCUGUUCAAAAUGUAAAUAGUUAUAAGUUAUACAAAUUGUUUUAUAAUUAUUUUUGUGUUUACUUAUUAAUUAGUUUUAUUGGCAUUUCUUUGAUUACAAUUUAUGUGCUCAAUGAUCUUUUGUAUUCCAGUAUAUACAAACAUUAGAAAGCCAAUCCCAUUUAAUUACUGUUCCUUUGGAUGUAUGUCCCACUUACUGGCCACUUGCAUCACAUUCCUUGAGUUUAUACCCAAUGCCAGAUCUAGUUUGUGUCGCAGAUGCUAAUGCACCAGAGUACAGUACUAGCGAUGAUUCAAGUUCAAGAAUAUCAUCGUCUUCGGGUUGUGUGUUUAUUAAUCCAGUGAGUUAAUUUAUUAUGACUAGAUUUUAUCAUAAAUUCGUAAAUAUAUGAACUCAUUUUUUCUUAAUUUACUUAACUUAUUUGAACAAUAUAAUUAAAAUAAAUUUAAGUAAAAAUAAAAUGUAUUUAGCCAAAUUUUUUGGUUAACGUCAUUUUAUUUUUUAUUCAAUAUUUUGUAAAAACAUUUUUUCAUUAUUCAUUAAAUUAUUUUUAUAAAAUCAAUACAAUUGUACAUUAAGUUUUUAAUGUGAUCUUAAUGAAUCUUACUAUGAAAGUUUUUAAUGUUUGAUCACACUUUUUUUACAUCAACAUCAGUUAUAGAAGGGAAGUUCAUUUUUUAAUUUUAAGAAAAUAAAGUAUAAACAAAAUUAUUAAACGGUUAAUACUCGUAAAUAAAUAUAUAUAUAUAUAUAAAUAAUAAUAAAAAAAAAUGCGUUGCUUGGAAUAUUAUGAAAUGUGUAUUGUAUGACGAGUUUCAAAUUAAAAAUGUAUCAUCAGGUAAAAUCACAAAAUCAAAAAGUAAAAGGGGCGAUUGAAUAUGAAAAAAUAAAUAAAGGUAUGCAUAGCAAAAAAAUUGUACAAAUUGGUUGUUUUACACAGAAAUAAAUUUAUUUUAAUAGGAUAGAUUAUUUAAAAUGAGUUAUUAUUAGACAUAGAUAUGUUAAGAAAUUAAAAUUAUUUGGUUAUUAUUUAUUAUGAUAAUAUUAUUUAUAAUUUAUUGAUGUAAGAUAUUUUUUUUAAAUCGGUUUGAACAUUUAAAAUAUUAUUAAAAUUAUUUUUUUUAAAUUUCAUUGUGUGUGUGUGUAAUUCUUCUAAUAUUGAAUUAAUGUAAAUGUUAUUUCGGGUAUUUAAUAUUUUUAAGUCUGUAUUAAUAUAAAAACUUAUAUUAUGGUUAUUUUCUAAAACAUGUUUAACAAUAUUAGAAUUAAGGGCAUUGUUUUUUAAUUUUAUUUCAGAAAUGUGUUCAUUAUAUAUUAUUUUGAAAUUUCUACAUUAUUUGUAUUUAAAAUUAAUUAAAAAAAAAAUAUUCCCCUUUGAGCAUUCUAAAACUGCCUCUAUCAAUAUAUAAAUUCUGGUCAUAAUCUUAUUAAUGAGAUAAAAUUUAAAUCAAAAUGGAUCAAGAUAAAUAAAUAAAUAUAUUUUUGUUUUUCUGUUUGUAGUCAUCAUUUGCCAGAAAUAAGUACAGAUUUUCCGUUUACUUAACAGCGCAACGUCAAGUAGAUGACAGUCAAAUACCAGAUGACGAUGAAGUUGAAAAUAAUUCAUUAGAUGUGUAACAGGGUUCUGGACAAUGAAGCAAUAGUUUUCAUGUCUAUUUAUUAUUACUAGUAUAUUGUGAUUUCAUCUGUUAUAGUACAUUACUGUAUUUUACAAAAUUGU